UCUAACGGACUGCCCGGUGCGAGGCGUCAUUCAGCUAAUAAUCACGAUUUAACGUUAAAUUCACUUCAGUGUCACUGUAGUCUUUUCCUUACAUGUAGCGAAUUAAAAUGACUUGUUCCCACAGACGCGAACUGGCGACUUAAUAUUAAAAUCAGAAGUUUCCCUUUAUUUUCUGCAGUAUGGCGACGACGGCGCUUUUCACUGCGCACUGACCAUUAUUUUGGAAAACAGACUUAUAACAGACAAUGUUACUAACAGCUGGUCGCCUCUCCAAAGUGCUGCAGCUCACCCUGGCGGUCAUCAAACCAGACGCUGUGGCUCAUCCUCUGAUGUUAGAGGCUCUUCACCAGAGGAUCCUGGACAACAACUUUGUCAUUGUCAGAUGCAAAGAUCUCGUGUGGAGGAGGCAAGACUCGGAGAGGUUUUACGCCGAACAUUCAGGUCGAUUCUUCUUUCAAAGACUUGUUGAAUUCAUGUCAAGUGGUCCAAUGCGCGCGUACAUUUUAGCCAGAGAGGACGCCAUACGUCACUGGAGAGAACUGAUGGGACCCACCAAAGUGUUCAGAGCCAGAUACACCUCCCCUGCCUCCAUCAGGGCCCAGUUUGGACUCACAGACACACGGAACACAACUCACGGCUCAGAUUCUGUUGAGUCAGCACAAAGAGAAAUCAGUUUCUUCUUCCCAGACUUCUGUGUGGAGGAGUGGAUGGAGAAAGACGAGCCACUGUUCAGAUCCGGACAGAUACAUUUUGAUCAUCAAAAACAGAUCCACACGCUUUCGGCGCAAAGCUGACCCCAGAGCUGCUGUUACAGUCACCGAUCAGGUCAAAGACAAAAGCAGAAAGACUCUGCCGUUGAGUAUCCAUCGCUCAUAGAAAAAUGCAAGCCACCAGAGGUGAUGCCACAUGCUGUAUGUGAUACUGUCAUUGUGCAUGUUAAUUGUUCAACUCAAUUCCCCCAAGUGCCAAUAUGUUCAUCCCACGUCUGUGUUAUUAAAAGUGAUUUUCCCUCCAA
Messenger RNA from Lates calcarifer (barramundi perch), 1015 nucleotides. Its product is annotated as nucleoside diphosphate kinase 6. The record is from RefSeq and is a predicted model, not a curated record. Gene Ontology annotation, molecular function: nucleoside diphosphate kinase activity. Lineage: Eukaryota; Metazoa; Chordata; Actinopteri; Centropomidae. The transcript has 6 exons. Gene Ontology annotation, biological process: CTP biosynthetic process; GTP biosynthetic process; UTP biosynthetic process. The coding region runs from base 246 to 794 and encodes 182 amino acids.